Messenger RNA from Bradysia coprophila, 963 nucleotides. RefSeq names its product procathepsin L-like. Gene Ontology annotation, biological process: proteolysis. The record is from RefSeq and is a predicted model, not a curated record. NCBI's taxonomy places the organism in Eukaryota, Metazoa, Arthropoda, Insecta, Diptera, Sciaridae. Gene Ontology annotation, molecular function: cysteine-type peptidase activity.
AUGAGUUCGUUUGAGGUGGUGCCAUGCAAAUCUCAACAACAUUCCAAAGUGUAUAAGAGCCAACAAGAGGAGCGUUAUCGAAACAAAAUUUUUCUUAAAAACAAACUCGAGACCAUUCAGCACAACAGCUUGUACGAGCUUGGACAGGUGUUUUUCAAAUUGGGCUUAAACGAAUAUUCUGAUUUAGACCAUAGUGAAUUCGUUGCAAGAAUGAACGGUGGAUUUAAUAGCAGCAUAAUCCAAUUUCAAUCAGAAGCUGUAACUUACAUAGUGCCUAACUCUAAUGUUCUUGUACCAUCGUCAGUUGAUUGGACAACAAGUGGAGCGGUCACACCAGUAAAGAAUCAGAGUCCGGGUUCACAACAAUGUAACUCAUGCUGGGCUUUCGCCGCUACUGGAGCUUUAGAAGGACAACAUUUCCGAAAAACUCAGAGCCUUAUAUCGUUGUCUGAACAAAAUUUGAUUGAUUGUAGUCUAGAAUUCGGAAACCAUGGCUGUCGUGGUGGAGGGGUGAGUAACGCCUAUCAAUACAUCAUCGCAAAUGGUGGCAUCGAAACUGAACAGUCGUACCCGUAUGAAGCUCGAGAUGCAGAAUGCCGUUAUAGAGUUGAUCAUAAUUCCGGAGCGACUGUGAGGGCGUUUGCUGCAGUUAGACAGGGCGAUGAGAAUGCGUUAAAAAUGGCUGUUGCAACAACCGGGCCAGUUGCGAUCGCUUUUGAUGCAUCGCUCAGUUCAUUUCAUUCUUAUAGCAGUGAUGUAUACUAUGAUCCCAAAUGUAAUCCUCAGCACUUAACUCAUGCGGCUCUCGUAACUGGCUAUGGCACUACCCAGAGUGGUAUUGAUUAUUGGAUCGUUAAAAAUUCAUGGGGUACAAGUUGGGGACAGGGCGGUUACUUUUUCCUUGCAAGAAACAGAAGCAAUCACUGUGGUGUAGCAUCGGCUGGAAUUUAUCCAUUAGUUUAA